GAUUAUUAUGGAGCAGGGCAGGAGGAAUAGGAAGGAAUAGGAAUUAGGAAGUAGGGCUUUGCUGCUUCUUCUUCUUCUUCUUCUGAUGUUGUUGUUAUGUUAGUGUGAUGCCACCAGCAGCAUGCACCAUCUCCAUAGCCCUCCAUCGCCACUAACUUAGUUGGGCUACUCUACUCUACUCACUCAUUCCCUCACUCACUCAAUUCUCUGUUGCAACGGAGCAACUUGAGCCCCCAUUCUAGCUGCGUGCGCCGGGGACGACGACGACGGAGGAAGGAGGGAGGGGAUUGCGGCGUAGAAGGGUAGAAGGGGGCACGGGUCAUGAGGUGACAGGGCACCCACAGCGUUGUCAUUAUCAGUAUAUCAUUACUGCAGGAUUAGGGAGGAGGGAGGAGGAGGAGGGAAGAAGGAGUGGUAGGAUCCAUGGCCGCUUCGUCUUCGUGAGAUUCGCAUCACUGCUUGCGUGUUGCGAUCAUGCACAAAGACAUGGCCAUGAAGCAGAAGCCCAGCAGGAGCUCCCAGCACUUCAGGGCGAAAGCGAACAACAGGGUGGAUGAUUUGCAAUGCAUGGUUUCGGAUUUGCAACAGGCGCGGCGAGAGGGUCGUCUCAAGGAUGUGUCUAUGUUAGAGGAGCAAAUGCAUCAAAUGCUGAGGGAAUGGAAAGCGGAGCUGCGGGAGGCUUCCCCCACCAGUUCCUUGCUGGUAGCAAGUUGCUAGUCCAUGCAAUUCAGAGCUUUCGUCCGACAUGGAGCGGCUGUUGCAAUUGCAUGAUGAGGAUGACGAUGCCACUAGCAAAGCAGCUCCAAUGCCAGAAAUGGAUGAUCAGCAACCGUACAAUCAUGAUCACCCUAAUAACUCUUCUUCUCAUCAUCAUCAGGAAACUACAGUUUUGGAAGCUUUUGCGAGGAUAGAGCAGAGUCUUCAAGAAGAUAUCCAAUCUACCUCUCAAGUCGCAGCAAGUUCAGGAGGUCAUGACGGCAUCGUGCAACCCUCGACUAUGCCUCAGCACAACCCUGUGGUCCAUACCAUGUCUGAUCAUUUCUCAAUGUCAGCUAUGGUCUCUCCCUUAGCAGCUUACCUCCAUCCUAAGUGCGCUCUGUGGGAUUGCCCUAGGCCUUGCCGAGGCGGAAAUGAAGGUACUUUUUAUUGCAGUAGCUUCCACGAAGAGUUGGCCAUCACUGAAGGGGCUCCCGGCAUGUGCCCUGUAGUGAGACCGGGUGGGAUAGACCUCAAAGAUGGUCCUCUCUUUGCAGCUCUUGCAGCAAGAGUUGGUGGACAUGCCGUUGGAAUUCCUGAACUGCAAGGGGCCGCCACAUCGAAGUCUCCCUGGAAUGCUACGGAUCUCUUUGAUGUUGCUGUGCAUCCCGGUGAGACCUUACGAGAGUGGCUAUUUUUUGAUAAACCUCGGCGUGCUUUUGAAAGCGGAACUCGAAAGCAGCGAUCACUUCCCGAUUAUGGCGGACGUGGCUGGCACGAGUCAAGGAAGCAGAUAAUGAAAGAUUUGGGAGGAUUGAAGCGCUCUUAUUAUAUGGACCCCCAGCCCGAGGGUCUCAAUGAAUGGCACAUGUAUGAGUACGAGGUCAUAGCUUGCACUGAUUGUGCUCUUUACAGACUGGAACUGAAGGUGGUGGAUGCUUCGAAAAGGAGUGGGAAAGUCAAAGCUCAAGCUCAGACAGACUCAUCUGUGGCGUCGUUGCAGCACCAAAUUGGACGCCUGUCUGCCGAUUUGUCCCAAUUUGAGAGUCAAAAUCACGUGCUUGGCAAUGUUGGCGAUGGACGUGACAGCAACCGGGGGAGAGGGAGGGCUUCUCAAAAGAGAGGUCUAAUCAAGAGUCCUGGACCUGGGCCAUUAGUUAGUGCCUUGUCUGGUUCAUCAUCGAGGGAGCACACUCCAUUUAAUUACACUGCAGAGCUUCCAUGACGCUGGUUGGUGGUCUGGGAGCCUGUACUGAUUAUUUUCAUGGUUCCAGCAGCAAUUCAAGAAUCCAUCACAAGACAGUCUGUCGGCCUUUCAAGGUCAAGCAUGUUGGAUUUCUGCAGGUUUUAGGGGAGGUCUGACCUCUACAAGCUACGCCAGUAACGUGCUAUCUUCAUUAGGUUCCCGUGUUGGGGCCGAUCAAGGAUGUAAGCUUUUGCAUCAUAAUUUGUGCAGGAGCAAUUCUGAGGUCUCCAGCCUUUGCGGAGAAUGUUCAGAAUGGGUGGAGGGGUUAGCUUCAUUUCCGAUCCACUGAAGAGACCAGAUCAGUGUUUCCUGUUCUUGCUUCGACUGAUAAGUGGACAAAUUUCGCAGCCCACCUCAUGACACUGCCUGGUAGUUCCAUUUACAAGUCAUAUAAAUAUGUAGAAAGUUAUCUCAUGAGUUGCAGGAGACUCUCAUCUCUUCCAAUGGUGCGCAAAUUUCAGGUAGAUACUGUGGCUAUCAUCGUGAGUCAGCUUUUUGCAGAUUCUCUUUACUGACGGACUUCCCCUGAAUUGUGCGGAUGUGUUCCUUUUGCGAACUCCCUCACUAGGUGAUUUUGACUGAUUGGAGGGGUCGGAACCCUUCACGUUGUGGUCCCCUGGUGGAUGCUUCUGUUGUUCUAGAGUGCACAAUGAACAGAUAUGAAACUGUUAUUUUAAGUAAGAUACAUAAGGACGUUAGUGUACAGAAGUUGGUGAGAUUGUCAUACGUUCCAUUGUCGUUUGCUAUGCUAUCAAGUUGUUGUGUUGAAACAUGAACUGACUUUUUAACAGAGAUACCUGGAGUUUUUGAAACAUACUAUGCGAUAUUAGAAUAGAGACAUGUAAGAUUAUUUAGGUCCAAAAGAUGUUCGUCACUUGUCUCAUCAUGUGCAUCGUAUGUAGUAAUACAUGUAUACACAUACAUUUUGGAUUAUCUCAAAUAAAUUUCGAAUAGUGAUAGUAUUUCAAAUGA
Molecule: messenger RNA, 2914 nt
Organism: Physcomitrium patens
Lineage: Eukaryota; Viridiplantae; Streptophyta; Bryopsida; Funariales; Funariaceae
Product: transcription factor VOZ1
Biological process (GO): positive regulation of long-day photoperiodism, flowering; regulation of DNA-templated transcription
Source: RefSeq, a predicted model, not a curated record